AUCGUCGUUCAACGCCAGUUCUUUAACUGAUAGUAUAAGUUAGACUUUCGAGGGCGUGAGUUUGAAACGACCAGUCGUGCAAUUGCUGCAAACUGAGUUGCUCAAGAAGACGAAUUAAGAAAAUCUGGUGCUUUGGUUCCCCAAUCUCCCUGCAUGGUCUUCCAAAGCGACGAGAGGGAGAGAGAGAUGGGUAUAGAGAUUGGAGGGCAAAUAGAGAAAGUGAAUGGUAAAGAACUGAGCUAUAAUGAGUUCAUCGAGAGAUAUUUAGCAAAGAACCAACCAGUGGUGUUAACGGGUCUCAUGGACGACUGGAGAGCUUGCGAAGAUUGGGUCACUGCUGAUGGCUUCCCGAAUCUUCAAUUCUUUUCUACCCUUUUUGGUAAAUCCAAAGUUCAGGUCGCAGAUUGUGGGACUAGAGAAUUUACGGAUCAGAAGAGAGUAGAAAUGACAGUUUCAGAAUUCAUUGACAAUUGGGUUGAGGGUAAUGCUUCUCAUGAUGUGGACAAUGAAAAAUCCUUGCUAUAUUUGAAGGAUUGGCACUUUGUAAAGGAAUACCCUGAAUAUGUAGCAUACAGAACCCCAAUAUAUUUUUCUGAUGACUGGCUCAACCUAUAUCUCGACCAUCAUUGCAUCCAUAAAGAUCCUGUCACUUACCAGGACAAUAAUGAAAUAUGCUGCUCGGACUAUCGUUUUGUUUAUAUGGGAGCAAAAGGAUCUUGGACUCCUCUUCAUGCUGAUGUUUUCAGGUCAUACAGUUGGUCAGCAAAUGUUUGUGGGAAGAAGAAGUGGCUUUUUCUGUCUCCUCCCCAGUGUCAUCUUAUAUUUGACAGGAACUUGAAGAACACUGUUUAUAACAUAUUUGAUGAUGUUAGCGAAACGAUAUUUCCAGGUUUUAAGAAGGCUAUCUGGUUGGAAUGCAUUCAGGACUGCAACGAAAUUAUCUUUGUGCCUAGUGGAUGGUAUCAUCAAGUUCAUAAUCUGGAAGAUACAGUAUCGAUAAACCACAAUUGGUUCAAUGCAUAUAAUCUUUGUUGGGUGUGGGAUUUGCUAUGGAAAGACUACAAGGAGGCAAAAGAGUACAUAGAAGACAUCAGGGAUAUCUGUGAUGAUUUUGAAGGUGUCUGCCAACGCAAUCUUGCAGCUAACACAGGCAUGAAUUUUAUAGAUUUCUUUAUCUUCCUGGCACGUUUCUUCUUGGCCAAUGCUGUUCAACUCUACUGUCGAUGCAGAGACAAUAAAAUCUUAUUCAGCAGAUCAUACAAAGUGAAUCAGCAAUUAGCUAUCAAUUUAACUUCAAUACAGAAAAUUGCACUUAAAAUGAAAUCCAGUGAAGGGGUGGCUGCAAAUGGAGGCUUCUUCUUGGAUUUGAAAGAAACUUUGGAUGAUCCUGAGUUUCUUAAGCUGUGUUCUGACAUGGGCAGAACAUAUGGUGUGAUACAUGAACAACAGGAAUGGAAUAGCAAUACCAAGAAAGCUUUGGUAAUUGAUCUUUUAGAGUAUAGUUCUUCAAUCUGUAGUUUUGAAGAUUUUGUUAACUUCAUAGACUAUGUUAUAACAAAACUUGGAAACACUUGCUGUGAGGAAAAUAUUUUGCAGCCUACAUUAGAUUGCUAGCGAAUCGUCAAAGAUUUAAUGCUGUAAUUUUCAUAUUCCACUGUUAAUUUUUAUGUAUUCCAAAUUAGGACAUUCAACUC
This is a messenger RNA of Jatropha curcas, 1694 nucleotides long. Its product is annotated as 2-oxoglutarate (2OG) and Fe(II)-dependent oxygenase superfamily protein. Gene Ontology annotation, biological process: positive regulation of translational termination; protein hydroxylation. Gene Ontology annotation, cellular component: cytoplasm; nucleus. Lineage: Eukaryota; Viridiplantae; Streptophyta; Magnoliopsida; Malpighiales; Euphorbiaceae. The record is from RefSeq and is a predicted model, not a curated record. Gene Ontology annotation, molecular function: sequence-specific DNA binding; 2-oxoglutarate-dependent dioxygenase activity.